GUGACUCGCGGGCGGAGCAGGAAGGAAACCGCUCCCAAGCCCGGCGGCCGCGUACUUCUCAGCCGUGCUGCCGCGGCUCCUACGGUCCCUCGGUUGGUCUGAGUGUCUCCUGUCUACAGCAUGAGUGGCCUGCGCGUCUACAGCACGUCGGUCACCGGCUCUCGUGAGAUCAAGUCCCAGCAGAGUGAGGUGACCCGCAUCCUAGAUGGAAAGAGAAUCCAAUACCAGCUAGUGGACAUCUCCCAGGACAACGCCCUUCGAGAUGAGAUGCGAGCCUUGGCCGGCAACCCCAGGGCUACCCCACCCCAAAUUGUCAACGGGAACCACUACUGUGGGGACUAUGAACUCUUCGUGGAGGCUGUCGAACAGAACACACUGCAAGAGUUCCUGAAGCUGGCCUGAGCUGCGAUGGCCACAGUUCCCUACCCACCUCCUCUCCAGGCCUUGAAGGACCUUGUGACCAACUCCCUGUCAUUCCUGAUCUCACCUUGGAGUCCCUCCCUUCAAACCCUGGCCCCUUCUGUAGCCUCCUCUCCUUCGUUCAGAAGCAACAUUCCUUGCUACCAACUGGUCUCAGAGACUGUCUUAAGCAAAGCCACCAUGCUGGCUGUCCCUGGCCAGGUCUUGGGGUUACCUCCCUGCCUGAUGGGCUUGUCUGUUGGUUCUAUCAGCCAGAUCUGCCAAAGGGCCUGCAUGCCCUUCCUGGGAGUGUCCUAGAGACAAUUAAAUGCCCAUUCCACUUGUGCUGUCUGGUUGUGGUGUCCUGGGUCCC
This is a messenger RNA of Acomys russatus (golden spiny mouse), 772 nucleotides long. It is a transcript of the gene Sh3bgrl3, whose product is annotated as SH3 domain binding glutamate rich protein like 3. NCBI's taxonomy places the organism in Eukaryota, Metazoa, Chordata, Mammalia, Rodentia, Muridae. The record is from RefSeq and is a predicted model, not a curated record. Bases 121 to 402 code for a protein of 93 amino acids. The transcript is spliced from 3 exons. Gene Ontology annotation, cellular component: cytoplasm.